CCUCCGCUCAACUUUGGUCUCGUGGCGCCGGGAAUCUACCGCUCAGGCAUGCCAGGCCGCAACAGCGUGGCCUACUUACGGCGACUCGGCCUGCGAACGCUGGUGCGGCUGGUCGACGGCCCGGCCUACCCGCCGGCGGUGGAGGAGUGGAUUGCUGCGGCCGGGGUUGCGGUCAUUGAUUGUCGCGUCGGGACCAACCGCGAGCCUCUCGUCGCCAUGGACGGUGGCGCGCUCGCCGAAGCGCUGGCAGCCGCCCAGCGGCCCGAGCGUCAGCCGGUGCUGGUGCACUGCUUGCGCGGCCAGCGCGAGACUGGCGUCCUGGUCGGCUGCAUGCGACAGCAGCAGCGCUGGUCCCUCGUGGCCACGUUUGACGAGUACCGACGAUUCGCUGGCUCCGCCGCCUCUCUCCUCGACCUGCAGACGAUUGAGUUGUUU
Molecule: messenger RNA, 435 nt
Organism: Emiliania huxleyi CCMP1516
Lineage: Eukaryota; Haptophyta; Isochrysidales; Noelaerhabdaceae
Exons: 1
Cellular component (GO): cytoplasm
Molecular function (GO): phosphatase activity
Source: RefSeq, a predicted model, not a curated record